Prorocentrum cordatum is the source of this 327-nucleotide messenger RNA. NCBI's taxonomy places the organism in Eukaryota, Dinophyceae, Prorocentrales, Prorocentraceae. The record is from the annotation of a GenBank genome assembly.
AGCGCCUUUUGGCUACAAGCGCCUGCUUCUCGCAGUUUCUCUGCCUCGGGCCAUUUCGGCAGGUGCGUAGGCCAGCAACAGUUGCUGCCCGCGCCCCCGCUGGUGGUGCUGGCUGAGCCCGAGGCGGGUGGCGCGGCGAUGGCACCGCGGCGGGCCGCCGGGAGCUCCUCGAGGGCGCUCGCCGCGGCGGGCCUGGCGGCGGCGGGCGCGGCGCUGCUGCGGGAGUGCGCCUUCGUGCCUGGGUCGGCCCGCGCCCGCCGAGCGGCAGACGCGCCUGCCAUGGAGGGUGGCGCGGAGGCCCUGGCGGCGCUGCAGGUCCCGCAGGUC